This is a messenger RNA of Vicia faba (fava bean), 819 nucleotides long. NCBI's taxonomy places the organism in Eukaryota, Viridiplantae, Streptophyta, Magnoliopsida, Fabales, Fabaceae. The record is from the annotation of a GenBank genome assembly.
AUGGUCAACUCCAAACCCAAACUUGUUGCAACACAAACCAUCUUCUCUCUUUUCCUUUUAACUUUUCUCUUGUCAAUCACCAAUGUCAACUCAGAAUCAGUUUCAGUCAGCUUCCCCAAGUUUGACAACGUUACCGACACCAUCGUCCUCGGCGGCGAUGCCAAAAAUAUUGGUGGCGUACUACAACUCACUGAAAAGAACCAACUCGGAAACCCAUCUACACAUAGUUUUGGUCUGUCCGUAUUCUCUAAACCUAUUCGUCUCUACGAAGAAAAAAGUGGUAAAGUUGCUGACUUUACCACUGCGUUUUCUUUUGUUGUGGAUCCAAAGGGUUCACAACUUCAUGGAGAUGGUUUCACUUUCUUUAUUCUAUCGGUUGGUUAUGACCUCCCGGUGAAUUCAUCAUCGGAGGGCGGAUUCCUUGGACUAUUUGAUAAAGAAACCGCCUUCGAUACCUCAAAAAACUCUAUCGUUGCGGUCGAGUUCGAUAGUUUUACAAAUGAAUGGGAUCCUAACUCACCUCAUAUUGGAAUCGACAUCAACACGAUUGAGUCUUCAGUCACUGUUCCAUGGCCAAUCGAUAGACAAUCACAAGGAUCCAUAGGAAUAGCACGAAUCAGUUAUAAUUCUGCGUCAAAAGAGUUGAAUGUGUUUGUAAGUUAUCCAAAUAGUCCUGUUAAAGUGGAUGUUAUUUUAUCUUAUCCAGUUGAUCUUGCGGCAGUUCUGUCGGAUUGGGUCCUUAUUGGUUUCUCCGGUGCAACUGGUGAACUUGCAGAAACACAUGACAUUCUCUCGUGGUCUUUCACUACGAACCUAUAG